ACCAGACCUUUCGGGUCCAGAAUCCAGAAGACGCGCGUGCCAGUACAUGACUCCGACGGUCGCGCGGCGGCUGCUCUCUUCGCCGGGAGCGCGUCUCAUCUCGGGAGCGCGCGCCAGCGAUCCAAGGACAGAGCGGCGGGCGCGCGAGCAUCAGGUCACCUGAAAGUCCUCCGUCAUCACGAGCCCGAACAGAGCCGCCCGAACCGGAACCGCAGGUCCUGCAGACACGAACCGGAGCCGAACCGGGAUUCGGCGGCCGGGUCGGAGCUGAUGGAUCGGCGCUGAAUCAACAGGACGAGGCGGUUCCGCGUCCGUGUCAGUGGGUCGCGCUCCGAACACCGACAAACCCAGUCCCCGUCAGCUCUGCUCACACGGAACCGAGCAGGACCAGAACCUGCAACAAAUCAGGAGAACCUGACAGAACAGGGGCACCGAAUCGGAGCGUGACCCGACUGGUCCAGACUGGGAGGAGUACCGAGCAGACGGUGGAUCAACAGGAGAGCGACGGAGCCAGAACCAGGACCAGAACCAGGACCAGGACCUGUAGCUGCAGCGGCAUCAUGGAGAUGCGCGGCGUGCUGCUGCUGGCCGUGCUGCACUGCUGCUCGGUGGCGCUGUGCGGCUGCGAGCCUCGCCUGGUCAACGUGGGCGCCGUCCUGAGCCAGAAACGCUACGAGCAGGUGUUCAAGGAGGCGGUGAGUCAGGCCAACGCUCUGUACGGCAAGGACAAGUUCAAGAUGAACGCCAUCUCCGUCACGCACAAGCCCAACGCCAUCCAGAUGGCGCUGUCCGUCUGCGAGGACCUCAUCUCCAACCAGGUGUAUGCCAUCCUGGUCAGCCAUCCUCCACAGCCCAACGAUCACCUGACUCCAACACCUGUGUCCUACACGGCCGGGUUCUACCGGAUCCCAGUGGUGGGCCUGACGACACGCAUGUCCAUCUACUCCGACAAGAGCAUCCACCUUUCAUUCCUGAGGACGGUGCCUCCGUACUCCCACCAGGCCCAGGUGUGGUUCGACCUGAUGAGGGAGUUCAGGUGGAACCACAUCAUCCUGAUCGUCAGUGACGACCACGAGGGCCGAGCCGCCCAGAAGAAGCUGGAGACGCUGCUGGAGGAGCGAGAGACCAAGACUAAAAACAGGAACUAUGAAAACCUCGACCAACAGAACUUUGACUUCAGGAGAACACCCAAGGCGGAGAAGGUGCUGCUCUUCACCCAGGACACCAACCUGACGGCGCUGCUGCUGGAGGCCAAAGACCUGGAGGCUCGAGUCAUCAUCCUGUCAGCCAGCGAGGACGAAGCUGCUGCUGUGUACAAAGCGGCCCGACAGCUAAACAUGACCGGUUCUGGUUACGUGUGGCUGGUCGGAGAGAGGGAGAUGAGCGGCAAAGCGCUGAGCGAAGCUCCUGAUGGCUUGUUGGGCCUCCAGCUGAUCAAUGGUAAGAACGAGUCGGCUCACAUCAUGGACGCCGUGGCGGUGGUUGCUCAGUCUCUGCAGGAGCUGUUUGAGAAGGAGAACAUCACAGAGCCUCCUCGGGGCUGUGUGGGGAACACCAACAUCUGGAGGACCGGGCCACUCUUUAAACGGGUGCUGAUGUCAUCAAAGUACCCAGAUGGCCUGACGGGACGGAUCGAGUUCAACGACGACGGCGACCGCCGCUUUGCUACCUACAGCAUCAUGAACAACCAGAAAGCAGGUCGAGUCGUCUCGGUUGGAGUCUUCAACGGCACACAGGUUGUGAUGAGUCCUCAGAGGAAGAUCAUCUGGCCUGGAGGAGAGACGGAGAAACCAGUUGGAUACCAGAUGUCCACCAGGCUGAAGAUUGUGACCAUUCACCAGGAGCCGUUCGUUUACGUAAAGCCGACAAAGAGCGACGGGAUGUGCAAAGAAGAAUACACCGUCAACGGAGUUCUGAUCAAGAAGGUGAUCUGCACCGGACCCAACGGGACCAUUCCAGGUCAGCCCAUUGUCCCCCAGUGCUGCUAUGGGUUCUGCAUCGACCUCCUCAUCAAGCUGGCCAUGAGCAUGAACUUCACCUACGAGGUUCACCUGGUGGCUGAUGGCAAGUUCGGCACGCAGGAGCGAGUGAACAACAGCAACAAGAAGGAGUGGAACGGGAUGAUGGGGGAGCUGCUGGGAGGCCUGGCCGACAUGAUCGUGGCCCCCCUCACCAUCAACAACGAGCGCGCUCAGUACAUCGAAUUCUCCAAGCCCUUCAAAUACCAGGGGCUCACCAUCCUCGUCAAGAAGGAAAUCCCUCGCAGCACUCUGGACUCGUUUAUGCAGCCGUUCCAGAGCACACUGUGGCUGUUAGUCGGUCUGUCGGUCCAUGUGGUGGCAGUGAUGCUUUACCUAUUAGACCGGUUCAGCCCGUUUGGAAGGUUUAAAGUGAACAGUGAAGAAGAAGAAGAAGACGCCCUCACCCUGUCCUCCGCCAUGUGGUUCUCGUGGGGAGUUCUGCUGAACUCUGGGAUCGGAGAAGGGGCUCCCAGGAGCUUCUCAGCCAGGAUCCUGGGGAUGGUGUGGGCGGGGUUCGCCAUGAUCAUCGUAGCAUCGUACACUGCCAAUCUGGCAGCCUUCCUGGUGCUGGACCGGCCUGAGGAGCGCAUCACUGGCAUCAACGACCCCAGGCUGCGUAACCCGUCAGAUAAGUUCAUCUACGCCACAGUGAAGCAGAGCUCGGUGGAUAUCUACUUCAGACGGCAGGUGGAGCUGAGCACCAUGUACCGGCACAUGGAGAAGCACAACUACGAGAGCGCCGCCGAGGCCAUCCAGGCUGUCCGAGACAACAAGCUGCACGCCUUCAUCUGGGACAGCGCCGUGUUGGAGUUCGAGGCGUCGCAGAAGUGCGACCUGGUGACGACGGGGGAGCUGUUCUUCCGCUCCGGCUUUGGGAUCGGAAUGAGGAAAGACAGUCCCUGGAAGCAGAACGUCUCUCUGGCCAUUCUCAGUUCCCAUGAGAACGGCUUCAUGGAGGAUCUGGACAAGACGUGGGUUCGAUACCAGGAGUGCGACUCCAGAAGCAACGCGCCCGCCACCCUUACCUUCGAGAACAUGGCAGGUGUGUUCAUGCUGGUUGCCGGCGGCAUCGUCGCAGGGAUCUUCCUCAUCUUCAUCGAAAUCGCUUACAAACGACACAAAGAUGCACGCAGGAAACAGAUGCAGCUGGCCUUCGCCGCUGUUAACGUGUGGAGGAAGAACCUGCAG
Molecule: messenger RNA, 3209 nt
Organism: Fundulus heteroclitus (mummichog)
Lineage: Eukaryota; Metazoa; Chordata; Actinopteri; Cyprinodontiformes; Fundulidae
Gene: grin1b
Product: glutamate receptor, ionotropic, N-methyl D-aspartate 1b
Biological process (GO): chemical synaptic transmission; monoatomic ion transport; regulation of membrane potential
Cellular component (GO): plasma membrane; NMDA selective glutamate receptor complex; neuron projection
Molecular function (GO): NMDA glutamate receptor activity
Source: RefSeq, a predicted model, not a curated record